UCUCCCUCCGUACUGGCCGGCCCGGGUCCAUUUCCGGGCUCCGGGUAUUUGGUAUUGAUCAGGGCCGGGGGCGCGGGAGCAGGUGGCUGCGGCGCUGCUGCGCCCGGGUCCGUCUCCCGCCGCCCUUGUCGCCAGCCCUUGCACGGCGGCCCGCCCCGUUCUCCGGGCCCGAGCGCUGCCUGCUGGACUUUGCGCCGCGUCGGGCGCUGCUGCUGCUGCGCGCCGGGCCGUGCUCUGUGCAGGCGGCGGCCGGGAAGCCGGAGGCGAAGUGCAGCCCGGACCCCAGGCCAACAUGGCUGAAGUCACCAUCGACCAGUCCAAGCUGCCGGGAGUCAAGGAAGUGUGCCGAGAUUUUGCUGUCCUGGAGGACCACACCUUGGCCCACAGCCUGCAGGAACAAGAGAUUGAGCAUCAUUUGGCAUCAAAUGUUCAACGGAACCGUUUGGUCCAGCAUGAUCUGCAGGUGGCUAAGCAGCUUCAAGAGGAAGAUCUGAAAGCCCAGGCUCAGCUGCAGAAGCGCUAUAAAGACCUUGAACAACAAGACUGUGAAAUUGCUCAGGAGAUUCAGGAGAAGCUGGCUAUUGAGGCAGAGAGACGACGCAUUCAGGAGAAGAAGGAUGAGGACAUUGCUCGACUCUUGCAAGAAAAGGAGUUACAGGAAGAGAAAAAGCGAAAGAAACACUUUCCAGAGUCUUCUGGAGUCGGUGCUUAUGGUGAUAGUUACUAUUAUGAAGAUGGAGACCAGCCACGGUCAAGGAGGGCAAGGGAGUUGGGUUCAGGAAGCUCAAGGCCUUGUAGACUCCAACAUGAGGAAAAGACUGUGAAGCACAGGAGGGAGAGACCCAGACAUCCACAGGAGAACUUGGGAGAACCGGAAGAGCAUUGUUCGUCAGAGAAACCUCCGUCAUCUUCUAGCUCGGGUCAAGUGAGGGACGAUCCUCAAGGUAACACUGAGCCUGAAAGAAAACUCUGUGGCCACGAGAGGCUCCGGAGACCUCCCCUCCCCAAGAUCAGCGGUGAGGUGCUUCUGAGCACUGAAUCGGAUGACUGGGAUGCUCACUCUAGCCAUCGAACUCGGAAGUGGGAAAAACAGCUCAGACAGCAAGACCAGCUCUCUCCCAAAACCUCACAGAAAGCGGGGCUUCCCUGCAAGGAAGCCGUUUAUAGGUGGGACCAUGGGCAAGGUGAGCACAGAGAGAGGAAUCGCAGGCCCCGGACUCCUCCCUUCUCAGAGAGAGAGGAGCAGCUCCCACUCCGUGACACAGGAAUGAAGCCCAGAGUGAUGAAAGAAGCAGUUUCUACUCCAUCACGAGUGACCCACAGAGAUCAGGAAUGGUAUGAUGCUGAAAUUGCCAGAAAACUUCAAGAAGAAGAAAUUUUGGCUACCCAGGUGGACUUAAGAGCAGCUCAGGUUGCUCAGGAUGAGGAAAUUGCUAGACUUCUAAUGGCUGAAGAAAAGAAAGCUUACAAGAAAGCCAAGGAGCGGGAGAAAUCAUCUUUGGACAAAAGAAAGCAUGACCCUGAGUGGAAGCCCAAAACAGCUAAAUCAGCCCAUUCAAAGUCAAAAGAGAGUGAUGAGCCUCACCGUUCUAAGAAUGACAGACCAGCACGGCCACCACCACCUCCCAUGACAGAUGCUGAGGGUUUGGAUUUCACUCCUUCUGGAAACCAGCAUAAUUCCACACGUCACUACUCAAAGUCAGAGUCUUCUCAUAAAGGUUUCCAUUAUAAACCGUAAAAACCUAGGAAUCUGCCUUGAAAACGGACUCACUGUAGCAAAAUUCCUGGAUGAUACAGAACACAUUCCACGCUUAUUUUUUUCUUCCUCUAUUUUGUAUUCCUGAGAUUUAUCCUCAAGUGUUUUUUGGAACAUGAAUAAUUUUCAUUCAUUUAAAAUAUUUUGGUUAUUCCCGAUCACUUGGGCAGUACAAGAAAAUCUAGCUUCUGAAUAUUGGCCAUCUCUAUGGAGCAUAUGCUUCCAGGGGUAUAGUAUCUAAGAGCUCUAUAAAAUGCCAUUUUCAUUAGGUAUGGAGUAUUGAUAUUUCAUGAAUAGGCUUUACUUAGCAAUUAGGAUUUUGUGGAGGUAAUGAUCAAAGUAAAACAUAAUGUUUGGAUGCAAUGCAGAAUAAAAGAAUAUAAGAAAUAGCUUUUUUGGUGCAUUAGUGUAUGAUAUAUUAAAAGAUAAGAGACUUUUGCUUUUUUUUUUUUUCGCUAUUCAGGGAAAGAAAAAAAUCACAACCAUAAAGUAUUUAAAAAGAAAAAUAAAAAGGAACAGUUGAAUAUGUAACUGACUAUAAAGACUGUAGAGGUUUUAUGUAUCCUUACACACCCUCCUGGGAAAAUUGGCCUAGAUGUCAUUCACUAACACCGUCUCUGCCAUUGCCUCCUCAUUAGCAAGAAUGCUGAAGCCUCUGAGCAUUGAACCAUUUUUUAGUAUUUAUUGGCAAAAAUUUAAUUCUAAGAAGUUUUAACUCAAGUCUGCAAGAUCAAUUAAAGAUGAAAAAUUUUGUAUCCCUUCUCUUAUUUUACAUUUACAUAUAAAGCCAAGGGAAUUAGAAUUGGAAAGAUGUUUAUGUAAGUAAUGAUGCUGUCAUUUUCUCUGGCUGUAAGAUUGAAUUUUUCCUCUUGCAUAUAAAACAUAGCAGCAUUGGUUGGCAACCUCUCAAAAAAAUUUUGUGUAUCUGUCAAUAAGCAGAUUAAUUGGACUUGAACUUGAUAAAGUUCUUCAUCCAAGUAUUCGAUCCUGCACAUAUGUUAGUGACACAUGGGUGCUGGAUUCCUUUGUGCCAGACCUUAAACCCCUCUUCAGGAAAUCUGGAAUUUUGUUAAUCUUCUAGCCUCAUGGAAAUGCUUCUUUUUCUAUACCAGUUAGUUAACAUAAAUAUCAGUCAUGCUGUAUAUUCAGCAUAUUUAUACUUGAGAAAAAAGUUGUUAAUCCACUCCUUUCUGGCUGGGAACUGCCUUCUGUUUGCCUUAUCUUUUGAAAUAGUCUUUCUAGUUGGGCAGUAUUCAUGAAGUUUUUUAGACUAGCUUCUCAGAGGAUUUGGGUUUUUCAUUUUGAGGAAUAGCUUUAGUUUCAUAGUUUUUGGAUUGUAUGAACUUAAGUAAAGGAUACUUAAGGGUUAAGUUUUGAGAAAAUAAUAAUCUAGAAAUAAAAUCCUUAAGGUUAUAGUCAUUUUGGAGAAAUAGGGAAAGGGAAAAGAACAGAACUUUGCAUGUCCAGGAUGAAAUGACUGAGGAAGAAAAAUCUUCAGUUAAAUAGACUGCUACUGCUGCUAAGUCACUUUAGUCGUGUCCGACUCUGUGUGACCCCAUAGACGGCAGCCCAUCAGGCUCCACCAUCCCUGGGAUUCUCCAGGCAAGAACACUGGAGCGGGUGGUUAAAUAGACAAGAGGAGACCAAAUGGAGGUCCUAACCUUAAAUCAAAUUCCAGAAGAUGUUUUCAAUAUCAAAAGGUUAGGCCUUUUGAUUCAUAGUAAUGCUAUAUUUUUCUUUGUCUGCCCUGUGAUUUACUUCAUGUUUUAAAAAGUUUUUUAUGGUAGCUUUAAAGAAAAGAAAAGCAAUGUAUUUUUAUUUGAAAAUCAGGCAAAUGGGCAACAUCAUUUGCCAUAUUUUUAUUUUAUAAAUGUUUAUUUUUCUAUCUCAUACAAUGAUCAGUUCUUUUCAAAUUCUCCAUUUAUCCUUUCAUGUACUACUUCAUGCAAUCAUAUUUAUUACUGUAAAAUGCUAACUGGGUGUAUUUUACUCAAAAAAUAUCAGGUCACUUUACACAUAACCAGGAUGUUAGUGUUUCAGCUCUGUUAGUAAGUGACCAAGGGUAGUAUUUCCCUCGUUACACACAAUUCAACAUCUGUAUGGAAAAUUCGUUAUUUUUUUUAAUGUUUUUAAAAGAUCAGAGUUUUUAAAUAAUUUAAUUUUUUUUUUUGUAAAGCAAACACUUUUUAAGGAGUAUCAGAGUAAUUCUUUUCCUGUGAAUAAGAAGACACAUCAAACAACCAGUUGAAUUCCUCUUAUUCUCAUUCAAAUAGUGUAAUUGUUAAUUAUUGUUAAUUUUGAGACUGUAGAAGCAACUGUGUGUGUCCAUGGAAUUUUCCAGGCAAGAAUACUGAAGUGGGUUGCCAUUUCUUACUCCAGGGGAUCUUUCCAACCCAGGGAUUGAACCUGGGUCUCCUGCAUUGCAGGUGGAUUCUUUACCACUGUGCCACCUGAGAAGCCCCAUUUAGAGGCAACUAGCACUUUAUUUUAAGAAACUGCCAAACAUCUUCACUGUGUUCUCUGCUCUCUACUUGUCAUUUUUAUAUAAAUAUGGAAGCAUUUAUUUCUUUUCCUACUUCUGGAACACACACAGUUUAAUUUUUAGAUCCACAGUGUAUUAUGCUUUAAUGUUGUGAUGUAAAAUAAUCGUUCUGGCCUUGGAAAAUCUUCCUGUUUCCAUACCUCUGUUCUCCCAGGGGCCAGACCCCAUUAACAUCAGCGUUACUGAAUGAGCACAGUGUGUUGUGGAACCUUAUCAUGAGGCUGCUGGACAUGGACACCCCAUCACCCCAACCUAACUUUUUGUAAGUCACCACCUGGAAGCAAGGUUAGAAAAGGAUCAGUUUAAAUGUUCUGAGUUGAAAAAAAAUGUGACUGUAUUGUCAAAUUGUUGUUAGACAUAAUUUUAUUGGGCGACUAGGUGAUUGCUUCACAUGCUUUAAAAUGACAUUGAGGUUUUUAGAAGGGGACUUUGCACACAGUGACUUAAUAUUUAUCAAGUGAAUUUACAAUAACCAGCAGCAGAUGAACUGCAGAAAAGACUUCAUGGGUUUUGACCAUAGGGAAACAUCUGAAGUGGAAAAGAUAGGGAUAGAUGCUCCCAAGAGGAAAAGCUUUCUAGAAUAGCAGUGGCCACUUGCAUCUAGAUCAACAUAUUCCAAAAAGCAAAACCUUGGGCCUUGUGCUCCACUGAACUCACUUGAGAAAAUUAGGAACCAGACCUGUUGUCCCCUUUUCUUUGCGUGGCCUGCAGCAGAACUGGAUGGUGAAUAAAUCCAUUGCUGACUUUGUCCAUACCUUUCGCACAAUGUCGGGACUUUUCAGUAUAAAACUAAUGUUUAUUAGUUUUAUUAAAUAAUUGAUAAUUAUUUUUCUUUAAUGCUGUCAGAUAUUCUCUGAAUUUUGUCUUGUGCCGAAUUGCCCUUUAGAAACCCCUGGUAUAAUAUGGUGCAUUUAGUUUACCACAUGAGUGGUUAACAUUUUAGGGCCUUGAUUUUUAAUGAGUGUUGCCUUUAUAUAAAAAUCAUGUUGGGGGAGAUUAUUCAUUUAUUCAGUGUUGAUUUUCUUGAAAGGUAACUGUGGUGAUUGUAAUGUCCUCAGCCUAAUUAAAGGCACGAGGCUGCCGUGUAAGCAGCUUUCUGAAGAACUGAGAACAAAACAGAACUUGCUCUCAAAGCCUCGUUUCCCUUUGGUUUGCGUUGGGGACUUUAAUGUAGAAACGGAACCUUCAGGUAGAUUUCACUGUUACAUAGUGUGUCAUAUUCUGAUAACAUCAGUUUUUUAGAACCAAACAUACAAGAAUCAAAACCUGCUGUUUGAGCAAAAAGGAAAAAAAAAAAAAAAAACAUUUUUAAUAAUACUUUGUCUACUGCUUACAGCUCAGAGUCAGAGAAGUGAUUAGAAGUGAUCCCAUUUUUCCUUCUAUCCGGUGGUGCCUGUGUCUUAAAGCCAUAACUGCUGGUCUUCCUGAUGAUAGGAUCUUUUUUCUCCCUCAUCUGUUGUAGGUCAGCUGGGCAGGGAGAAGCACACCAGAGACUGUCCUGAUAGUGCUGUGCGGGGCUCAAUGUCACCCAGGGUUCUCCAGGAAGAGUCUCUUUCAUCCCUGGUGGUACAUAAGAUUAUCCAAGGGAAGAGUUGAGGCUGCUGUUGCUCCUGCUGUUUAACUCUCAUUAGAAACGGUAGAUUUAUUUCUAGAGAAGUCAAGAACGGAAGGGUAAAGAAGGAAACCCUCACUUGUAUGAGUCAUUUCUCUUAUGAGACUUACACUUAGGUCAGCAAUGUCUGUGAGGAGCAGUAUUGCCUUAAAUUAGUUUGAUUCUGACCAAGGUCAUGUACUGUAUUUCCCAUAGAGGAGUGACUGUCAACUUUCCAUUGAGGUAUCAAAUUCACAGGUGAGCCCCAAACCUCCUUGUCAUCAGAUGUUUUGGACUUCCUCCCACCGAGCUAUGGGUGAUGUGCACACUGAUAGGCGUGUCAUUUCAUUUCAAAUUGCCUCUCAGUCUGUGAAUGAGCAGUGGCAUGAUCAGGAAGGCUGGUGGUCAGAGAGUGAGAAUUUCCUGAGCAUAUUCUUCAGGUGAUCACUUCCUGAAUAGUUGAGAGUUGACUGUCUUCAUUUCCUAUGGUGUUUGUGUAGACGAUGUUUCCAAGGGUUCUGUUACACAGUGAAGUCAGUUAUUCUGUAAAAAUUUUGCUAACACUCUUAUGUAUUGAAAUGCAUUACAUACGUUAACAAAAAAGGAGAAAAACCAAACAAAACAGAGACAUUUACUCAAAUGGGAGAUUUGUUGAUGUGAAAAGUGUUUCUAUUUUAUUACUUUCAAAAGAAAAUCAGAAAAACUUUUGCUAGGGCAGGGAAGACACCAGAGUGGUUUUUUAGGCUUGCAUUUGAUGCCACAGAGUAAUCCAAUGUCAUCUAAGUAAUCAUGUUGAUUUGUGGAAAUGUCUGGUCCUAAAGAUCACUCUUUCUGCCCUUAAAUAUUUGUGAACACUGCCUAGAAAUAUGUUCCUAAUAGACUUAAAUGUUUUUGUGUAUUCUCUGCAAACUAGAAAAUGUUUCUCUCACUUUUGAGUAAAUGUGCAUAGCCUAAGGAGCCGGCACUGUGCUGAUUUCAGCAUUUCAGUUAAGGACAGAGUUAAUUGUGUAACUUAGUGUCCCAUGACUCAUUGCUGAGGUUCAUGUAGAAAGCGUAGAAGAACUGAAAGACAGGGUCUGAGUGACAUUUCCUUCACAGAAGAGCAAGGAUUAAGGACAGCAAAGAGAAAGUUGAGAGGAUAUACUGUUACACCUCAUAUGCUUGGGAGAAGCUUUUGUGGCCGAGUUUCAGACCAUCAUUGGUAAAAUAGUUUCUAGCUGUUAAAUAUAAUGGGAAGGUUUUUGAUGUUAGAAUUUUUUAAAUUUCUCAUUGAAUUAGCCUCUGGAAUCCUUGUAGGCUAUAACUUGAGGUUUGCCAUCAACUGAAAGCCAAAUGCCAUUUCCCAGCAAUAGCUGUAUUUUCCACCUGCCUCUUGAAAGCAAGGUAGUAUUUGUUCAUGAAGUAUUACGAGAUGAUAGGGUAUAAAAAUGAUAUUCCAAAGUGAGAAUUCUCUGUAAAUGUGGUUGUCCUUAAGAAGAAUCCAUCCCAACACAGUUGUAUCUUGGAAGGUACUGAAUUAUAAAGUACAGGAGUUUUUCGUAGGAAUCAAGUUGCUCAGGAAAUUUGAGGUGUCCUGUCAUUUGUCUCAAAAUUUGGAAAAGUACGCUCUUGAGAGAGAGAGAUUAAUAACUGCACAGUGCCCAAAAGGUUUUGGAUGCUUUGGUAAAAAGCCCUUUGACAUUUGGAAUGUGGAUGUUUAAACAAGUGGGGUGUUAUCCCAAGCACUUAAUCAGUUUGUAGCCACGCCCUAGGGGAAAGGCAGCUUUGACAUAGUUAUCUCACAGAACUGAGCAGAACCUUAAUGGAAUAGAGUUACUGGCCUCAGUUCAGAAAAAGAGGAGGCCACCUCAAAUCACAUGCCUGUCUAGAGAUUAAUGAAACUGAGAGACAUUGUGGAUGCCUUAAAGGUGACUGAUACUGGGUGCUGGCGGGUAUGUGUGCAUCCUUCUGGACGAGGCUUAUGGAAACAGACUAUUUCAAUUCACCUUCGUACAGCACACAUUCCUGCUCAUGACCUCUUUGGAGAAAGUGAGAAGCGUGGUGCUGGAGACGUUCCUGUGUCUUGGGCGGCUGAGGUGGUGAUGACUCUCCAGUACUCAGGCCUCCCUUCAGUGCCACUUGUACAUCUCCAUCUAUUCAUCUAUGCAAGCUUGUGUUUCAGUGCUUCAUUUUUUACACCUUGCAUCCAUUUGAUUCCUUUAACGUCAGGUUUAACAUUGAUAUGAUGAAUAAUUUUUAAACCAAAGUAUUGUCUGUGCUUGUUUUCCUGAAUUGUUGGAGGCAAACACCAACCUUGUCAUUUUCUCUUAAUAAAGUCAUUCAUUUGUUGCAUCAA
Molecule: messenger RNA, 8224 nt
Organism: Bubalus bubalis (water buffalo)
Lineage: Eukaryota; Metazoa; Chordata; Mammalia; Artiodactyla; Bovidae
Gene: CCDC50
Product: coiled-coil domain containing 50
Exons: 12
Coding region: 293-1738 (481 amino acids)
Cellular component (GO): cytoplasm
Molecular function (GO): ubiquitin protein ligase binding
Source: RefSeq, a predicted model, not a curated record